Molecule: messenger RNA, 1984 nt
Organism: Magnolia sinica
Lineage: Eukaryota; Viridiplantae; Streptophyta; Magnoliopsida; Magnoliales; Magnoliaceae
Exons: 15
Coding region: 241-1770 (509 amino acids)
Biological process (GO): tRNA pseudouridine synthesis; mRNA pseudouridine synthesis
Cellular component (GO): cytoplasm; nucleus
Molecular function (GO): pseudouridine synthase activity; RNA binding
Source: RefSeq, a predicted model, not a curated record
GACCUAUCCAUUUUGAACGGCUGGUUUCUGUUUCUUUGUGCCUGCGUGACCUGUUUCUCAUCGGACGGAUCAGGUGGAAAAGAGAUUUUAUCAACUUUCGGGACAGGCUCGGGUCAAGCCCAACAAACAUCUCGGAGCUUAGGUCGUCGGGCCCUGGCCCGGUUUCUUGGCACGGUGCCACCGCUGCAAACAACUGUUUUAAACGCAGCGCAACCUCGGUCGGACUGACUUAGUAGCAGCAUGGCGGAGAGCGGAGAUCGCACCUCAGAGGUUUUGGACUCUCCGAUGGAAAGAAUGGACGGUGGAGAUCUCAUCAUCAACCUGCAGUCUCAGCUCAAAUCCCUCCGCUACAGAGUAGAGGAACUCGAGCUCGAGAACGCGAGAUUGUCGUCUCUGAUGGCCGAUUGCCGCUGCCAGAAGAUAGAGGAUGAAACAGAGCAGCCUGUUGAUGGGUUUACUUCCGAUUUCUCUGCUGUGUGUGUGGAUGGUUCUCUUGAUUCUAGCAGGGGGUUGACUGCAUCCCAAGACAUGUGUACUUUGGAUAUUGUCCAAGAAAGUUCCGAAGAUGGAAGAGAUAAGGACACCAGCCAGAAGGAUGCAUGUGGACACUUAAAUGGAUUAUGCAAUGAGAGGCCCAUCAAAUGUACAAGGAAAAAAUCAAGAGAGAGACUGCGAGGUUGUGACCUGAGGACCAUGCCUCAUAAUGUCAAGAGAUUCGUUGCUCUAAAAAUCAUGUAUUUUGGUCAGAGGUUUUAUGGUUUUGCUUCAGAGGCCCACAUGGAUCCAACUGUUGAGUCUGAAAUUUUCAAGGCACUCGAGAAGACAAGGCUUUUGGGUGGUGACAAGAAGGACAUACAGUACUCACGGUGUGGUAGAACAGACAAGGGGGUUUCCGCUACUGGUCAGGUGAUUGCUCUAUUUUUACGAUCAAAUCUCAAGGACACUGGGGGCCUGGAAAAUUAUGAGGAAAUCACUCCAAAACAAUUAUGUGAAGAAGAAAUUGAUUAUGUGAGGGUGCUGAAUAGAGUACUUCCCAAAGAUAUCCGAGUCGUUGGCUGGUGUCCUGCCCCUACUAACCUUCACGCAAGAUUUAGCUGUAUAAGCAGGCAAUAUAAGUACCUUUUCUGGAAAGAAAAUCUGGAUAUAUCGGCAAUGGAGAUAGCUAGUAAGAAAUUAAUUGGGGAACAUGACUUCAGGAACUUCUGUAAAAUGGAUGCAGUGAAUGUGCACAACUACAGGCGUCGGAUCACAUCUUUUGAAAUCUCUUCAUGCAAUGAAAGGUCUGAUGGGAAUGGAGUAUGGGCAAUGACAAUUAAAGGUAGUGCUUUUCUAUGGCACCAGGUCCGAUGCAUGGUUGCUGUGCUAUUUAUGAUUGGUCAAGGUCUUGAAUCUCCUAGAGUUAUAGAUGUUUUACUGGACACCAACAGGACACCUAGAAAACCACAGUUUGUCAUGGCGUCUGAGCUUCCAUUGGUUCUUCAAUCCUGUGAAUUCAAAGGUCUCGAUUUCAUCUGCUCAUCAGGUGCCAGGCGAACUUUGCAUGAGCACCUUAAGAGUGAAUUCCAAACUUGCAUGCUGCAAGCCACCAUCUUUGAUGAGGCCCUGAGCAGCUUGCCUCCACCAGGUGGUAGUCCCUUGGAACUCGGUGAGAAAAAACGAGCCCAUGUUCCUCUCCUGUCACGUCCAACGGAGCCUUCUUAUGAGGAGCGACGUGCCAAAUCGAGCGCGAGCUUUUCAACUUCACAUGAGCUGAUGAACGAAGUGAUCUGAAUCAAAGUCCAUUGGGUGAAAUUAUUUUUCUCAAGCGAGAUGCCGAACUGCACGAAAGUUUUUAUCUUUGCAUGUGUACCAUCAAAAGGCUUGCGUUAUUUAUUUAUUUAUUUAUUUUAAUUAUUUGUUCAAGAUAUUUAUUGUUACGAGCACUUGGUUCAUUUCCAGCUGUUGUGGAGCCUAUUCAAUGAUUUCUACACGGAUUUGAACCUUA